GAUGAUGUCGACACGGCUUCUUGUCGUUUUCACAACUCGCAUCUCCACGCUGCAUACUCACAGCUUUGGAGCGCCGUAUCACAAAACCCAAGUUGCUCUGAUUGGUCGCGACGGUGACGUGCAUCCAAGGCGCGGGAUCUCGCAGGUGUGCAACCUUAAGUCAUUCCAACAAGCCCGGCGCAAGUCCAUGGUGCAACUCUCCCUACAGUCGACCCGGUAGAAGAAGUGCAGGCCACAUACGACCCCAUACGUUGAAGGUAGCUGACUUAUAGCUGCACCAAUCGCCCACCAUGUCUAUCAACUGGGUCAUGACCUCGAAUGAUUCGAACACCCCAUUCACACCUUUACCCGGCGAGCAGCUCGUCCACACAACACCGAAACGGGUCCAACUGUCGAUCGAAACGCCGAAACACUAUCCUGGGAAGCAGCAAAAGCCAUACUCCCUCACACAUACGAAUGGACAAAUAUUCCUCACGAACUCGAGAGUGAUAUACCUGCCCGACAAGCCGACGGCUGACUUCAAGAGCUUCGCAAGCCCCAUCCUCAGCCUCCACGACUCCCACGUCACGAUGCCUUGGUUUGGUGCGAAUGGCUGGCAAGCAUUAGUACAACCUGUUCCUGGUGGAGGCAUACCUAUACCCAGCACGGGAGUGUUGGAGCUGAACCUGAAGUUCAACGACAACGGCGCGUUCGAUUUCCACACACAUUAUGAGCGGAUGCGGGAGCGGUUGCAGCAGGCAGCGGAGACGCAGCGAGCGAGUGGAGGCGCGGGGACGUCCAGAUCGGCAAUGAACGGAGGAGUCGAUGUCUCAACGGUACCGCUUGAGGACCUGCCAGCAUAUUCAGAACAGAGCGAUGCUCCACUUAUGGCGCCCACGGCGAUGGGCAUCGCGCAAAGUCCUGUUUUGCAGCAACAACGGGACAGUGGAGUGCAAAUGGGUCAUGCAAGUGAUACGAGUCCACCGAAUGAGCCGCCGCCGGGUUAUGAGGAAGCGCAGAUGGCGACAUUGCGUGAUGAGGCUGAGUGGGCUGCGGAGAGAGAAAGAAGGUCAUGAUGGAUGUGCAUCGUGGAGAAUAUGAUGAGCAUACGAACGGCAGUAACGACUUGGAGCUGAUGAAAUAUGUAUUGGUAAGAUGAUGGUUUUGGUCCAGCGUUCAGCAACAAGCGGUAGAUUUUGGUAUCUACAAUAAAUAUAUGUGAGACACGGCAGCCUGUGCCGAAGCAUUAGUUGAGGUUGGCAUAUGAAGAUGUAUUCAGAUGUCGUCUCAAAUGAGUAAGCCAGCAGAGAAUAAGCACGAGUAGGCGAAGGUGAGGAUUUAUGUCUGCUGCUUCAUGUGAUAACCAUGCGUCGUACCAAAGACGAGAAAGGUCGGAAGGGCACGAGAAGGGCUGCAGAUGCCGCCGCUGCUCGGGGAACGACAGCCUCGAGGGCCGAGGACGGCUGGAGAACACGUCGCGCUGACCCGUCGCAUCGCGCUUGUGCUUGUGCGCAUAUGUCCUCGUGGAGAAGAGCGCGUCAGGCGGAAUAGAACUGUAGAGUACAUGUAGUUGUCAGGUGUUGUUGUUGG
Cercospora beticola is the source of this 1569-nucleotide messenger RNA. RefSeq names its product GRAM domain-containing protein. NCBI's taxonomy places the organism in Eukaryota, Fungi, Ascomycota, Dothideomycetes, Mycosphaerellales, Mycosphaerellaceae. Gene Ontology annotation, biological process: positive regulation of DNA-templated transcription. Gene Ontology annotation, molecular function: transcription coactivator activity; chromatin DNA binding. Gene Ontology annotation, cellular component: nucleus. The record is from RefSeq and is a predicted model, not a curated record.